AUGAAUACAGGAUAUAUUAAAAUAGUUUUUUUACUUUUAAGUUUGGUUGUAUAUGGAAAUAAUAAAGCCCUUGCAACCGAACCUGAAUCAGUCGCUAAUCCUCUACGCCGAUUUGCUAGGCGUAAUAAUGCUCGAAAAAAUGCUAUAUUAAUCAAAAAUGCUCCCCCAUAUAUUUUUUCAGCUGCAAUAUAUGAACAAAAUAAGAGGCGAUUAUGUACAGAUUACAGUGAAACUAUACAAGCAAAUGAUCUUAUGGGGAAAGCUGUAGCACAUCUCUUGUACUAUGCAAAUAUUAGAGAGCCAUACACUUUAUAUAGGGAAUAUGACAGUGGUGCAACUUUAUAUUCUAUGAGAGCUCAAGACGAUUCAAGCAUUGACAAACUUCAUCUUAAAGUUUCCCAUCCAAAUAAGUAUCAUGAAAUAAUAAACACGCUAUGGAGUUCCAAUAUUUGCAAAGAUUCCGAAAAAAUUGUCCGUGUAUAUGAUCCAAAUUUAGUAAUGGUACAACAUCGUAUAAAAAAUGAUAUUCGAUCAUUCCAAGGAUAUUUUUAUGCUUUAUCCGCAAAAGCUGAAAUAUCACGUGACACAACUAUAAUUGUCUACGCAUCAGCAAAUAUAAAUGAUCAUAACAGUCUCAACCAAAACCCCUGUACAAACACUAUCUUAAAAGAAGCUAACUCAUUCAAAACUGAUAUAAAUUCUGAAAUGGAUAUUAGAAAUGGAGAACUCUCAAAAUUGUUUGUUAACUUAUCCGGAUAUCUCAUUAAAAAAAACAGCGACCAUAUUGAUCUUAUCUACAUCAAUUCUAUGCGUAUUACUGAUCCCAAUGAUCCCCCUUUCAUUACUUACGCAAUUAAUAUUGCAAAGCACGCGAUGCUUAUUAAGUUAAGAGACAAAAUUAGUGAGGAAUAA
This is a messenger RNA of Plasmodium vinckei vinckei, 912 nucleotides long. Its product is annotated as fam-a protein. The coding region runs from base 1 to 912 and encodes 303 amino acids. The record is from RefSeq and is a predicted model, not a curated record. The transcript has 6 exons. NCBI's taxonomy places the organism in Eukaryota, Apicomplexa, Aconoidasida, Haemosporida, Plasmodiidae.